This is a messenger RNA of Procambarus clarkii (red swamp crayfish), 3223 nucleotides long. Lineage: Eukaryota; Metazoa; Arthropoda; Malacostraca; Decapoda; Cambaridae. The record is from RefSeq and is a predicted model, not a curated record.
GCGAGAAGAAGAGUCUGGACACAACUCUCCAGUCUGGACACAACUCUCCAGUCUGGACACAACUCUCCAGCCUGGACACAACUCUCCAGCCUGGACACAAUUCUCCAGUCUGGACACAACUCUCCAGCCAGGACACAACUCUCCAGCCUGGACACAACUCUCCAGCCUGGACAAAACUCUCCAGCCGGGACACAACUCUCCAGCCUGGACACAACUCUCCAGCCAGGACACAACUCUCCAGCCUGGACACAACUCUCCAGCCUGGACACAACUCUCCAGUCUGGACACAACUCUCCAGCCAGGACACAACUCUCCAGCCAGGACACAACUCUCCAGCCGGGACACAACUCUCCAGCCUGGACACAACUCUCCAGCCAGGACACAACUCUCCAGCCUGGACACAACUCUCCAGCCUGGACACAACUCUCCAGUCUGGACACAACUCUCCAGCCAGGACACAACUCUCCAGCCAGGACACAACUCUCCAGCCGGGACACAACUCUCCAGCCUGGACACAACUCUCCAGCCAGGACACAACACUCCAGCCUGGACACAACUCUCCAGCCUGGACACAACUCUCCAGUCUGGACACAACUCUCCAGCCAGGACACAACUCUCCAGCCUGGACACAACUCUCCAGCCAGGACACAACUCUCCAGUCUGGACACAACUCUCCAGCCAGGACACAACUCUCCAGCCAGGACACAACUCUCCAGCCGGGACACAACUCUGCAGCCUGGACACAACUCUCCAGCCUGGACACAACUCUCCAGCCAGGACACAACUCUCUAGCCUGGACACAACUCUCCAGCCUGGACACAACUCUCCAGUCUGGACACAACUCUCCAGCCAGGACACAACUCUCCAGCCGGGACACAACUCUCCAGCCUGGACACAACUCUCCAGCCUGGACACAACUCUCCAGCCAGGACACAACUCUCCAGCCGGGACACAACUCUCCAGCCUGGACACAACUCUCCAGCCUGGACACAACUCUCCAGCCUGGACACAACUCUCCAGCCAGGACACAACUCUCCAGCCAGGACACAACUCUCCAGCCUGGACACAACUCUCCAGCCUGGACACAACUCUCCAGCCUGGACACAACUCUCCAGCCAGGACACAACUCUCCAGCCUGGACACAACUCUCCAGCCUGGACACAACUCUCCAGUCUGGACACAACUCUCCAGCCUGGACACAACUCUCCAGCCUGGACACAACUCUCCAGCCAGGACACAACUCUCCAGCCAGGACACAACUCUCCUGCCUGGACACAACUCUCCAGCCAGGACACAACUCUCCAGCCUGAACACAACUCUCCAGCCAGGACACAACUCUCCAGCCUGGACACAACUCUCCAGCCUGGACACAACUCUCCAGCCAGGACACAACUCUCCAGCCUGGACACAACUCUCCAGCCUGGACACAACUCUCCAGCCUGGACACAACUCUCCAGCCAGGACACAACUCUCCAGCCAGGACACAACUCUCCAGCCAGGACACAACUCUCCAGCCAGGACACAACUCUCCAGCCUGGACACAACUCUCCAGCCUGGACACAACUCUCCAGCCUGGACACAACUCUCCAGCCUGGACACAACUCUCCAGCCUGGACACAACUCUCCAGCCUGGACACAACUCUCCAGCCAGGACACAACUCUCCAGCCAGGACACAACUCUCCAGCCUGGACACAACUCUCCAGCCUGGACACAACUCUCCAGCCUGGACACAACUCUCCAGCCUGGACAAAACUCUCCAGCCUGGACAAAACUCUCCAGCCUGGACAAAACUCUCCAGCCUGGACAAAACUCUCCAGCCGGGACACAACUCUCCAGCCUGGACAAAACUCUCCAGCCUGGACAAAACUCUCCAGCCGGGACACAACUCUCCAGCCUGGACACAACUCUCCAGCCUGGACACAACUCUCCAGCCUGGACAAAACUCUCCAGCUUGGACACAACUCUCCAGCCGGGACACAACUCUCCAGCCUGGACAAAACUCUCCAGCCGGGACACAACUCUCCAGCCUGGACACAACUCUCCAGCUUGGACACAACUCUCCAGUCUGGACAAAACUCUCCAGCCUGGACAAAACUCUCCAGCCGGGACACAACUCUCCAGCCUGGACACAACUCUCCAGCCGGGACACAACUCUCCAGCCGGGACACAACUCUCCAGCCUGGACACAACUCUCCAGCCUGGACAAAACUCUCCAGCCUGGACAAAACUCUCCAGCCGGACAAAACUCUCCAGCCGGGACACAACUCUCCAGCCUGGACACAACUCUCCAGCCUGGACACAACUCUCCAGCCGGGACACAACUCUCCAGCCGGGACACAACUCUCCAGCCUGGACACAACUCUCCAGCCGGGACACAACUCUCCAACCUGGACACAACUCUCCAGCCUGGACAAAACUCUCCAGCCUGGACACAACUCUCCAGCCAGGACACAACUCUCCAGCCGGGACACAACUCUCCAGCCGGGACACAACUCUCCAGCCGGGACACAACUCUCCAGCCUGGACAAAACUCUCCAGCCUGGACAAAACUCUCCAACCUGGACAAAACUCUCCAGCCUGGACACAACUCUCCAGCCUGGACAAAACUCUCCAGCCAGGACACAACUCUCCAGUCUGGACAAAACUCUCCAGCCUGGACAAAACUCUCCAGCCUGGACACAACUCUCCAGCCUGGACACAACUCUCCAGCCUGGACACAACUCUCCAGCCUGGACACAACUCUCCAGCCUGGACACAACUCUCCAGCCUGGACACAACUCUCCAGCCUGGACACAACUCUCCAGUCUGGACACAACUCUCCAGCCUGGACACAACUCUCCAGCCUGGACACAACUCUCCAGCCUGGACACAACUCUCCACCCUGGACACAACUCUCCAGCCUGGACACAACUCUCCCGCCAGGACACAACUCUCCAGCCUGGACACAACUCUCCACCCUGGACACAACUCUCCAGUCUGGACAAAACUCUCCAGCCUGGACACAACUCUCCAGUCUGGACACAACUCUCCAGUCUGGACACAACUCUCCAGCCUGGACACAACUCUCCAGCCUGGACACAACUCUCCAGCCUGGACACAACUCUCCAGCCUGGACACAACUCUCCAGCCUGGACAAAACUCUCCAGCCUGGACAAAACUCUCCAGCCUGGACACAACUCUCCAGCCUGGACACAACUCUUCUGGUCUGUACAAGCACACUGA